Ceratitis capitata (Mediterranean fruit fly) is the source of this 1643-nucleotide messenger RNA. RefSeq names its product venom allergen 5-like. The record is from RefSeq and is a predicted model, not a curated record. The transcript has 3 exons. Lineage: Eukaryota; Metazoa; Arthropoda; Insecta; Diptera; Tephritidae. The coding region runs from base 440 to 1156 and encodes 238 amino acids.
GUACUUAUUUAAAUAAAUUUAAUCUUAAGAAAAGGUAUAAUCCAAACCAUACAUAUAUUUUCAGAUUUUCUAUGAAAAUCUUUAUAUUUUUACAUUGUCAUUGGAUACCAUAAAUAUAAGUUGAUUAUUCUGCUAUAUUAGUAUAUAUUAUUUGUAUAUACUUAUUACAUAAUUUCUAAAAUCAACAUAAAAUUAAACAUUUUCUGUUAAAGGAAUCGAAGCGACUUUUAUUUGCCUAUGCGGAUAUGAGGAAGCCUCAGGUACUUGUGUGUACAGGCUUAUGUAUGUAUCUAUAUACAUAUAUAUGUACUUAGGUACAUAAUAUACAAAUAUAAAUAUCAAACCAAACCAAUUAUUUUUACUUCACAAAAUAUUAUAUUUAUUGCAUACAUAUGUAUAUCAAUUUACAAUAAAAAUAAAUUUGAUUUCUCCAUCAAUUAUGAUUAAUCCAUUUAAGUACAUAUUUCUAUAUCUCAUCGGAUCGUACUGCUUUUACGAAGGCACCACCUAUAAUUAUUUCUGCGGUAGCGAGGACUGGUGUGAAAAGGGAAAACAUCUUAUGUGCGAUUCAUCUGAAAUUAGCAAAGGCACAUUUAAGCAUCAUGUGCCCCCGACUUUCAAAGUGCGCCGUCUUAUCCUGGAACAACACAAUAAUAUUCGUAAUAACGUAGCUAAGGAAAACAGCGCAACUCGCAUGCGUAAUCUGAUCUGGGACCAUGAGUUAGCUUUCUUAGCACGUACCCAUACCGGAUUAUGCCCUGAUAAGCCAAGCGUAUGUCACAAAACUGCACGCUUUGAAAAAGUAGGACACAAUACUGCAUCGAAAGAUGGUGAAAGACACAUUACAUUAAGUACACUGAUGACCACUGCUUUCUCAGAGUGGCAAGCGAAAGAGUCGGCUGCUUUCAAAGUACUUGCUCAUGACCAGAUAUCUCGUGUAGGAUGUGCUAUUGGUUAUUGUGUAGAUUGUACUGGUGGCAAGAAGCAUUGUUAUUUUGUAUCUUGUUUUUAUGAUAUGGAUCAUAAAGAGGGCGUAGAAAUUCAUAUAAAGGGCACCGAAGCGGCUUCUAAGUGCAACGUAUGGGAUUCUGUAAAGGAUGAAAAGUAUACAAGCCUUUGUCACAAUACGGGAAAAAUAUUUAAUAUAAAAACGUGAGGAGGGAGUAAAAAUAUAAAAAUAGAAUUUGUUUGGCAAAUUUUUUAUGUCGGUGUGUUGCAUUGUAGAUGUGAAUAUCGCAUAUUAAAAAUAUAUCGAGUGUUUUUAUUUAUCUGCUCAAUAACAUACGUACUAAAAGGUGAAAAGUUCUUGUUGUAACCUCAAAAGUAUUUCCCAAGUGGUUUUUGUUUAAACCCUCUAGAUCGACAGUUUUCGGCCGAAUAAAAACCUGGAUAUAAACGGUAUAAAGACUGCGCUGUCGUGGGAGCUAUUGAAUGUUAGUCAACUCUUACGACAGAUACACCUUAGCUAGAUAGUUUUUUUUCGUAAAAAAAAAGUAAUAAGAAAAUUUUAAGGAAAGGUCAGUUAAGACCUUAUAAUGAUUUUUAAAAAACCAUCUUCCGUGCACCGCCGAAGUCAGCCAUUAGGCACAAAUAUGUUUUUAUUUUUUCAUAGGAGAUCUCGAUACUUUUUGCUUUCCAUGCAC